CGCCCCUUCAAACUAUCUAUCGCCAAUCUUGACCACAACAAGGAGAAGCGAUACAUAAUAGGAACGCCAUGCGAGAUAAGGUUGGUUGGUAGCUCCACCGCGGCACGAAAAUCGUAUAAUUGUUCAGUCCUGUCGAAUAAAACCGCAGUCCUCACUGAGCGGUAAAGCCCGGAUGCAAGCCAUGAUUUAUUCUCCAGACGGAUGAUAGGAAACAAGCCCAAGGCGUUAUUGCGGCGUUUGUCUUAGAAAUGCGUCUAACUUAAGGUACCUAGCUUGCACGCUAGAUGAGACCGGCCAAACCGGUAUCUGUAGUUCAACACUUAGUCUGUGUGAAAAAGACCGAGAGUUGCGGUUUAGACAGUAGGUAUCUAACGAUAAGCCUCUUCGCUAUCGUCCGACGGCCAAUGAAUAACCCGAAGGGCUGUUCGAUAGAUACCUAUAUAAAUAGCUGUUAAGACUGGUGUAGCAGUUCCUAUCAACACGUAUAACAUCAUGCUGCUCAUUGGUAUUGUCCUGGCUGCUUUGCUGGGAAUGGCCCAGUCGAUGGCUACUAAGGCUUCAGCGAAACAUCACGGGGGCAGUGGUGGUAAAAUAGCACCCAAAGUCGUAAUUAUCAGCAUGUUCACUCCGGAAGCAGAUGUAUGGUACGCCAAUUCUGCCAACAGCUCUAUCGGCUCGCUCUUCGCGCAGAACAUCUCCGUGCCGGGCCUAUCCCCGCUAUUCCCCUACGUGCACUGCAACGCGCGCGGCGAAGUCUGCCAGCUGACCAUGGGCGAAUCGGAGAUCAACGCGGCGACGUCCGCGGCGGCGCUCGCCUUUUCGGGCCUGUUCGACCUGCGCGGGACGUACUUCCUGCUUGCGGGCAUCGCGGGCGUGAGCCCGAAGCUCGGCACCCUCGGCAGCGUCGCGCUGUCGCGCUUCUCCGUCCAGGUCGCCCUGCAGUACGAGCUCGACGCGCGCGAGAUGCCCGCCAACUUCUCCACGGGGUACUUCCCGUACGGCGCCGACGCGCCCGACCGCUACCCCGCCACCAUCUACGGCACCGAGGUCUUCGAGGUCAACGCGGCCCUCCGCGACGCCGCCGCCGAGCUCGCGCGCGCCGCCCACCUGGCCGAUUCCCCGGCCAGCUCCGACUACCGCGCCCUGUACGCCGCGAGCGGCGAGGUCUACGCGGCUGCUACCGGGAGCCCCAGCGUUAUCAAGUGCGACUCGGCCACCAGCGACGUGUACUACUCCGGCGCCCUGCUAAGCGAGGCGUUCGAGAACACGACGAAGCUCUGGACGAACCAGAGCAGUAUCACGUACUGCAUGUCGGCGCAGGAAGACAGCGCGGUUUUGAACGCGUUGAUGCGAGCUGCCGUCUGGGACCUCGUUGAUUUCUCCCGAAUAAUCCUGAUGAGAACCGGUUCCGAUUUCGAUCGACCCCCGUCGUCGGUUAGCGCUUUCGAUCAUCUGCGCGUUCUCGACCAAAACGGGUUCGACAUCGCCGUCCAGAACAUUUAUCUCGCCGGCGUGGAGAUUGUUAAAGGUAUCGUAGACGGUUGGAACUCUUCCUACGCCUCGGGGAUCAAGGCGUCCAACUAUAUAGGGGAUAUCUUUGGCACGCUAGGGGGAGAACCGGACUUCGGCCCGGGCAGCAUCUUUGGCGGGGUAGGCUUUUCGACGGCGUCAGGUACCGAAGUGGGCCUAUCGAAGAGGGCUGUUCUCACAAAAAGGGGAGGUAGGAUGGCGGGCGGGUGGAAAUAGGAUUAGGUACUAAUGAUUAAAUUAUUGAUAUCCUACAAGCAUCUGUAUACAAUGUCCUCAAGGGCGAGGAGGGCACAAGCAUAGAUAUACCCCACUUAUAUCAACAAAUAAAAGCUCUCAAAAGGUCGUGAUAUACUACUGUCUUGAGCAUAGAUCGAA
Molecule: messenger RNA, 1905 nt
Organism: Daldinia caldariorum
Lineage: Eukaryota; Fungi; Ascomycota; Sordariomycetes; Xylariales; Hypoxylaceae
Product: putative purine nucleoside permease
Exons: 4
Coding region: 493-1746 (417 amino acids)
Biological process (GO): transmembrane transport
Cellular component (GO): endoplasmic reticulum
Source: RefSeq, a predicted model, not a curated record